AUGUCAUCCAAACUUGCGACAAAUGAUGAUCAUCUACAAGAGCCGCCAAUACUGAUGACCUCACUUCCCGAUGAAAUCCUCUUGGAUUGCGUAGCACGUCUACCAAGAUCUUACUAUCCAAUUCUCUCACUCGUUUCAAAGCAGUUUCGGUCUCUCGUUACAUCCCCUGAGCUAUACAGGAGACGAUGUUUUCUAGGUUACGAAGAACACUGUCUCUAUGUUGCCAUCUCUGAGAACAUCGAAACCUCUAAUAUCCAUUGGUAUACUCUUGCUCGGAAACCCAACGACAAGCUUUGGUUAGUCCGUAUCCCUUCACUCCCUCCUAUGCCUUUACAUGGAAGCUAUGUGGUCAAAGGUUCGAGUAUAUAUGUCAUGGGUGGAUUUCACCAGUGGCAGCGGGGGUUGAUCACACCGAAUGUGUCACGCCUCGAUUGUGUAUCUCACAUGGCGGAGCCUCUUACUAGAAUGCCAAAGGCUGUCGCUGCCUCGGUCUCCGCACUCGUAGAUGGGAAGGUAUAUGUGAUUGGAGCCUUGGAGGGUCCGCUACUCGUUCCCGGCAGUUAA
Molecule: messenger RNA, 564 nt
Organism: Arabidopsis lyrata subsp. lyrata
Lineage: Eukaryota; Viridiplantae; Streptophyta; Magnoliopsida; Brassicales; Brassicaceae
Product: F-box/kelch-repeat protein At4g38940
Exons: 1
Coding region: 1-564 (187 amino acids)
Molecular function (GO): protein binding
Source: RefSeq, a predicted model, not a curated record